AUGGCGUUAGAAGUACUCGCCUCAGAUUCCCAGCAGGCACUGUUCCGUACAUGGGCCGCCGGCAGCGUCUUCAUGCUCAACAUUCACGAUGCACCCAAGAGCCAGUUCCGCGUACUUGCAAAGUUGCUUAAUUGGGUUGAAGGAGAGCAGACCUGGUGUACCCGUUGGGAGGAGUGCUUCGGAGAAGAAUACACAUCGAGGUCUCCUGCUAUUGACGCUUCCGCUGCUGAUACCGCCUCCGAUCUCAACGACGAAGACGCAACCGCUUCCGCUAGCACCGCUUCUGAUGUCGUUCUUAAGGGCCUAAGCACUCUUGCUAUCACCGUUGCUGAUACCAUCCACGAGAACCUAGCCACUACUGCUAUUACACCUUCGGUUAUCAUCCCUGGUAGUGCAGGUACCCCUUCAUCGAUUCCGAACGCUGGCGGCGAUGAUGAAGCCGGUCUCCGCGAGGUAUCUAUCUGGUCCCAAUUCGAUGGUUUUGUGCCCAAACCUAAGGCGAGCUUCAAUCGCGAGUUCUGGCGCCUCUCCAAACACAUGAACUGGACUCGCGAGGAGAGUCGCAGCCAUCGCAUUGAGAUCUUCAAUGCUGAUUGGGAGGCGCACAUUGGUAGUGAACUGGACAACCUAGAACAUUGGCAGGAGUUUUGUCGUCUUUGCAGCAUGAACCCGAUCCCCACUACUAUUCCUGGCUGCAUGGAAGUACUUGCAGAAGUCUUGGUCAACAUAUACGAUCUGCUUGACUCACAGAGGACUGGCGCCAAAGUCAAUGUCUUCGACGAUUUCGACGACUUCAAAAAGUAUACCCUAAAGGGUCGUACGUAUCCAACCGAGAAGGCGAUGGCGGAUACCUUCUUGCCUAUAUUCCUCAAGGAGAUAUUGACCCAGCGCAAUGAGUCGGACCAUCCGCAACCUUCAACAUGA
Alternaria ethzedia is the source of this 924-nucleotide messenger RNA. RefSeq lists its product as uncharacterized. NCBI's taxonomy places the organism in Eukaryota, Fungi, Ascomycota, Dothideomycetes, Pleosporales, Pleosporaceae. The transcript has 3 exons. The record is from RefSeq and is a predicted model, not a curated record. The coding region runs from base 1 to 924 and encodes 307 amino acids.